Molecule: messenger RNA, 3097 nt
Organism: Dunckerocampus dactyliophorus (ringed pipefish)
Lineage: Eukaryota; Metazoa; Chordata; Actinopteri; Syngnathiformes; Syngnathidae
Gene: dgat1b
Product: diacylglycerol O-acyltransferase 1b
Exons: 17
Coding region: 146-1675 (509 amino acids)
Biological process (GO): triglyceride biosynthetic process
Cellular component (GO): endoplasmic reticulum membrane
Molecular function (GO): diacylglycerol O-acyltransferase activity
Source: RefSeq, a predicted model, not a curated record
GCGGAAAUCUGAGUUUUGGGGCGGAUUUGCUGGGCGACUACUUCCCGUUUUCAUUCUAGCUCCGACGCCCGUGUUACUCAAUACAGCGACAAGUAUGCAACUCCUCAAGUGAAGUUAACUUUAGUUUUCAACUUUUGUUUCCACCAUGGGAGACACGGACACUACCGGGGCCUUGAGUCGCAGGAGAAGGGCAACUUUCGCGGCGGGCCGAGGAGGAGCGAGCGUGCAGCUGGUGAACGGGAAGCAUACGACGGCGUUUCAUCGCUUAGUGGUCGCUGCUGAUGGAAAAGCAGACAGCGAGCAGGGUAAAGCCGAUCCCUCGUUGGAGAAGACUCGCUCGAAAACAAAGAGUGACAAAAAGAAACGCAACAGUGACAUAAAUGACAGACUAAGCUGUCACAAGCCACAGGAGUCCCUGCUGAGUUCAUCCAGUGGUUUCAAUAACUACAGGGGGAUUCUCAACUGGUGUGUGGUGAUGUUGGUACUUAGCAAUGCUCGCCUCUUCCUAGAAAACCUGUUAAGGUAUGGGGUUCUGGUGGACCCGAUUCAAGUGGUUUCCUUAUUCCUGAAGGACCCCUACAGCUGGCCAGCGCCGUGCCUGAUAAUUGUGUCCAAUGUGUUCAUCGUGGUGGCUCUUUAUAACGAGAGGCAGUUGUCGAAGGGUUCAUUCAGCGAGCGUGUGGGCUUGCUCGUUCACUUUCUUAAUAUGGCUGUCAUGCUAACAUUCCCCGCUGCAGUGGUCCUCACGGUGCCCUCAAUGACCCCAGUUGGCGGUGCCUUCGUGCUGGGUACUUACACCAUUCUCUUUCUUAAGCUCUACUCCUAUAAGGACGUCAAUGUGUGGUGUAGGGAGCUGAGCAGCAUGAAGGCCAAGAAACUGGCGAGGUCACUGUCUUGUCCUUCACCACAAUAUUCUGAUGGCGAUGAACGUAAGGUGUGUUACCCUGGCAACCUCACCAUCAGAGACCUGUACUACUUUGCCUUUGCUCCGACACUGUGCUACGAGCUCAACUUUCCUCGCUCUCCCAAGAUACGCAUGAGUUUCCUCCUGAGAAGACUUUUUGAAAUGCUGUUCCUCAUCCAGAUGUUAGUCGGUCUUACUCAACAGUGGAUGAUUCCCAUCAUUCAAAGCUCCAUGAAGCCACUUGAGGAGAUGGAUCUAUCUCGGAUGACUGAGAGACUCUUGCGAUUGGCUGUUCCCAACCACUUGCUUUGGUUAAUGUUUUUCUACUGGUUCUUCCACUCAUCUUUGAACUUCACAGCAGAGCUUCUGCGCUUCGGAGACAGGCAGUUCUACAAAGACUGGUGGAACUCUGAGACGGUGACAUAUUUCUGGCAGAACUGGAACAUUCCUGUUCACAAGUGGUGUCUCCGGCACUUUUACAAGCCAUUGCUGAGGAAAGGAUUUAGUAAGAUUGUCAGCCAAUCAGCCGUCUUCUUCUUGUCAGCUUUCUUUCACGAGUAUCUGGUGAGUGUCCCUCUGAGGAUGUUCCGACUGUGGGCCUUUAUGGGCAUGAUGGCUCAGCUUCCAUUAGCCUGGCUUGUUGGUCACUACCUGCACGGUAAUUACGGCAAUGCUGCUGUGUGGAUUUCACUCAUAAUUGGUCAACCAUUCGCCGUCCUCAUGUACGUCCAUGACUACUACGUCCUACACUACAGACAAGAAGCGGACUGAUUUUUCACCUCUGUAGACACACGUAAGUAUUUUAUACAAUUUCAACCAGAAGAAGAAUCCAAUUGCAUAAAAUGUUAAGAAUGACACAGUCCGUCCCAUGUUUUUAAAAUGUUGAUUUUGAAUAUGAACACUGCUGUCCUCAUGUAUCUGCUGGGCAGGAUAUCUUCAACUAAACGACACGGCUGACUUAUGGUGGAGGCUUUUACUGUACAUGCAUAUGUGCAGCAAUGAACUCUGGUGACUUUUCGCCAGUGUCCUUCUGCACCUUGUUCUCACAAGAAUUCAGUAGGAAAACAAAAAGCACAACGUACUUUACUAUUGCAGUAUUUGUGCAAACAAGACACCUUAUACUGUGGCAGAUAUGCUGCUCUGGAACACAAUUUUGUCAUGAUAAUACUUUCUUUUGCUGUUUAAGUUGCAUUGCUUUAUUUUCUUUGUACAAAAUUACUUUUAAUUUAAUUUAAACUUUAUUCUUAUGACAUCAGGUUAGAGUUACUUUUUCAAGAGGUCUUUUUUUUGUUGUUUCUUUGCAAAUGCAUUCGUGGGUACCUGUUGCAAUGAUGCCUUUUUAAUGACGUUGAUGUUGAUCAUUUUUUUGAAGUGCCUUUGUGGACAUUAUAAUACUGUACUUGUGUUAAAGGGCUUUACUCUGUCCAGUGUUACUGUGAAAUGAGCACAAAAGCUAAACAAUGUAUGCUGGUAAGUAGGGGUGUCACUAGAUCUCGUGUCAUAGAUCUCGCGGGAUCAGGAAUGUGACAAAAUUUCAGAAAAAACUUUUGGGCACUAGGCCUGAAACGAUAAAAAAUAAUUACUAAAUCACACAAUAAAUGAAAAUGAACUCGAUAAUUUUGCCGGCAUCGAUACAUUGCCAUGUGCAUACGUGUCUGUUUUCCUCGUCUCCCGCCUCCAAACAGGCAGGAAAAGGGUUCACUCUGUGCAUUGGUUUCAGCACACUGGCACGUUUCUUCCAUAGAACUACGGUGUGAACAGAGUGAGCCCUUUUGUCAGUCAGACAGUCUCUUUGUCUCGAUCGGUGGAGGCGGGGCUGUAGCGUACACACAGAGUGCAGAAGAGUGUAACGUAGUAGAAAUUAUAUUAAUAGAUUGCAAUAUAUUGUCAUAUAUUUUUUAUAUGUUUUCAUUGUACUUUUCUUAAAAGUCUUGUUCUCGUAGACCUAAUCUCGUUUAGCAUCUCGUCUCGUGAACUGAGUAUCUGUUGACACCCCUUAUGUUUUUGGGUACAGUUUGUAUUUUUGUAACUGUAUUUUGCUAAUCGGAAUCCUGAAAACACAAUUUUCAUGUUAAGUGUUUCUUAAAAUAAAUGUGAAUUUUAAAAAGAAAAAAAAAGGGUUGUUUUUGUGUUAUCAACAUUUAGCUGGACAAUAAGAUCAAAACCAAAACUCAGAUGACACUUACCUGGACA